CAGUGACCAGUUAAAAUGUCAGUGCUUUCUUUAAACAUGGAGACAGCAUAUGGUUCACUGACACUCUUCACUUCAAUACUUCACAAUGUAUUUCUCCUGUACCAUGUGGACAUGUUUGUUUCUGUAUACAAGAUAGACAAAUCUUCAUUUUGGCUUGGGGAGACAAUCUUCUUAGUUUGGAACUCUUUGAAUGAUCCUCUAUUUGGCUGGUUUAGUGAUAAAAAGUUUUUAAACCUGGAUAAAGCAAGAGGGGGAAAUGAAAAUAUAGUAUGGAUUAGGUUGAAUGCUCUCCACCUUUAUGGUCCUUUAUUUGCAAGUGCAUUCUUAUUAUUUUGGAUACACUGGGCUUGGCCAGGCCUUCAGUUUGCCAUAUGUUUAUGUUUGUAUGAUGGGUUUCUGACCAUGAUUGAUCUCCAUCACUCUGCACUCUUAGCUGAUUUGUCACUGUCUGCAGAAGUGAGGACCACAUUAAACUCCAGAUGCUCUAUUUUCAGUGCUAUAGGGUCCAUUUCUGUAUUUUUAUCUUAUUUGGUAUGGAAUAAAACUGACUUGACAGCCUUUCAAAUAUUUUGUUUUGGCUUAGCAGUUUUGUCUUUUACUGGUUACUUAAUCAUGGUGGGUGUCCUGAAGAAAGCUUAUAUGAAACACACUAAAGAUUCAAAUAUUGGAUUGGAAAAGUAAGUAGUGCUAGUCCCAAAUAUGAACAUUGAUUUAUUUUAAAUUAUAAAUAAGAAAUUUACAAAUAUUUUUUAAAAGUCUACAUUUUGUCUCUUUGAUGUUUAUUUCUUUAACAAAUAUUUAAAUUUAAAAAUUAUAAUUUCAGAUAUCACAUCAAAUUUUUUAUUAUGAAACUCACUUUAAAUAAAAGAAAAUUUUCAUUCACAGAUAUCGUCUUUCUGAAACAAAUACAUCUCCAGAAAAUAAAGCCUCUGUCGUAAAAUUUGGAAGACAACUUUUAUCUCAUAAAAAUUUCUUAUGGUUCUCAUUUUUAAAUUUAGUACAGGUAAUAAAACUUUUGCUUCAGAUACCAUAAUAAACUUCACAUUAACUUCAAGUUGAAACCUACAAAUUUUGAACAAACUGUUUUUAAUUCAAAUCAAAUUAACUAAAAGUCAAUUCAUUCUAUAAGUUAUUGAACUAUUGUGAUUCCUUAUUGUUUCGAAUGGCUUACACACAAUAUUUUUUUUCAUAAUAUAUUUCGCACAAAUGAUUUUUUGAUUUUUUCUGUUUUAGGUUUUUCAUUGCCAUUUCAACUCAAAUUUCUUCCCACUUUUUCUGGAUACUCUCCUGGGAGAAGCAGUUAGUCCAACAUUGGCAUCCUUUUUGCUAAGUAAACAUUUUCUAAAUGCAAACCAUCUUACAAAGUUAAUUAACUGGUAAACGUUAUAUACUUUUUCAAAUGGUGACUUUUUAAAUUAUUAAAAAUAUAUUUUUUUUCACCAUCAUGUGACCAGUAGUAACUUAGGCCAAUCAUACUUAGUCCCUUACCAGAAAAACAGAGAACCUGCUCAAUACAUGGGAGAGGAAAAUACAUGGCCCAGGGAUCAGUGAAAGGCAAUGAUUUCUGGAAAAUUCGUACAAUCCAAAAGCUUUACCAAUUGUACAAAGACCCACCCUUAGUCACAACAAAAAAAAAGGCACACUGCGCGUGGCAGGACAUAUUGAAAGGAUGCCGGAUUGUAGAGCAGCAAAAGUGAUAUACAGACAGAAGCCUAGGGGCAGACAGCUCACCGGUCGCCCUAGGCCGAGAUGGAUCGACGAUGUAGAGAAGGAUUUACACCAGUUGGAGGUUCACGCGUGGAGACGGAAAGCCUUGGAUCAAUCCGAAUGAAAGGAUGUGGUGGAGCAGGCCAGUACCCUACAUGGGCUGAAGCACCACUGAUGAUGAUGUCUGAAUGGAAGGAUGUGGUGGAGCAGGCCAGUGCCCUACAUGGGCUGAAGCACCACUGAUGAUGAAGACUUUUUUUUUGGAAGUCUUUUAUGUGAAUGAAUGGGUUAUUUGAGAUUUUAAAAUAAUUUUCUCUAGCUACAUUGAUUCAUUUAUAUGAAACAAUGACCAAAAAAUUAAUGAAUUGAAGUCACCGUAAUAUUGUGUCACAAGUUUUUGUUCUUACGUGCUUUCACAACUGUUCCACACAAGGUCAGAUAUUGCAAAAUCAAAUCAGAAGUGGAAGUCUAAUUUUAGAAUGGUCAAGUUAACUCUCAUUUUAAUAAUGUUUUGUACAAGCAGCUGACCUAUAUUUAAUAUCAGUUACCAGACUGCAAUUACCCAAAAUUGUUAAUUGAUAUUUAUAGCAGAAAUUGAGCAUUGAAAGACAAGGCAACCACAGAUUUCUUUUGAAAGUCAUCAAUUUUUGGAAAUGUUCUGUAUGGUCUAUGGGCCUAUGGUUAGCCAUGGGAAGCGAGUAUCUGUCUUAUACAUUGCCAUAGUCAAACAACAAUUAUCUACUCACUACUAAACAUAUUUUUUGCCAACACAAAAAAAGUAUUUAAAAAAAAGAAGGAUUUUAUUUUUGUACCAUAUUUCUCACACUAGCAAAUUAUUUUAUGGAGUUGACUUGUGUGUGUGUAUGGUUUGGGGGGGGGGGUGUUUAUAAACUUUUCAGGCUUUUCCCUGGCAAAAAUAGGGGAAGCUUAUGAAUAAAAUGGACUUAAUAACAAAUAUGUAUGAUUAUAUAAUUAUCUAAAGUAUGAAUUUUUUAUUUCCUUAAAAGACUUAACAUAAGCUGUUCUAUUUAUUUUAAGCAACUGCUAGACUUUACACUUGCUCAAAAUAGAUUUUUGUAAUAUAGCUUUCUAGUAAUUAUUUUUUUUAUUUUCAGGUAUAUCAUUUAUUGCACCCCAUAUUAAUAACCUGUACUUCUUAAGUCUGUGCCAAAAAUAUGGUGUCUACACUGUGAUAAGGUCAUUAUUUCUUGUCAAGCUUAUACUCAGUCUUCUGAUGUAUGAGGCUGGACCUCAACAUGUUUGGCUGCUGUGCUUUUUUAUUGCUAGGUAGGCUCAUGGGUGUCAUACUUUUUUGAAAGCCAAAAGUUUGUUUAAUGCAGCACUGUGUUUUGUCUUUAAUUAUGAUGUUGCUUCUAGUGCUUCUACAGUUUUUGUCAUUAUUAGUAAACAACUUGCUGGUAUUAUUGUACAGCAAAUAAAUUAAAAGCUGUCUAGUGUAAAAAUAUUUUAUACUAAGUAAUAUCUCAUAUUUAAAUAGAAUUAAUGAUAGUAGGUCUCUAUAUGAGUUGUUUAAUUUUAAGAAUGUAAGUAUGAACUAUGUAAUGCAAGUUUUUUAAAAACAAAAUAAAUUUUUAAUAGCAAUCGAGUAUUCACAGAAGGUACUUGUAAGCUGCUGAGCUUGGUGAUCAGUGACCUGGUAGAUGAAGAUGUUGUAUUACAUUCUCGACCACAGGCUGUGUCUGCUCUAGUAUUUGGCACAGCUGCUCUCAUUUCAAAGCCUGGCCAAACGUUAGCCCCCAUUAUAGGAACCUGGAUACUAGCCAUGCAAACAGGUAAAUGCCGCCAAUGACUAUUUCUAAACAUAGUUCUCAUUCUCAUGUCUGCAUUGUAUUCUCAGUAGCAAAAGUUUUUAAUUUCAUUUGGACUGAGGUGAAUAAAUUAAACCUAAUUUGUUGUGCACAUAAAAAAGUUCUCACUUUUAAUAUAAAUUAUAAUUGCUAUUAAGGGUUGCCAUUAUGUUUGUGCUCCUUAGGCCAUGAUAUAUUCCAAUCUGGCAAUGACUCUGGAUCUCUGAAACUGGACCUCUCAAAGAUGGAACUGACAGAUCGUACAGCAUACAAACAAGGUGUUUUUAUGAUGCUUAUUUGCAUACCCGUCAUCUGUGCUCUAUUACAACUUUUUGCCUGGUCAUGCUUCACACUACGAGGCCAACGGCUGGCUUAUGUUAAAUCAAUCAGGGCAGGAUUAAUGCAUGUUCAGGUUUGAUGUAAAUUGUGAUGCUGCUAUUUAUAUAAAAAUGAAAAAUGUAAAUUUUUGAAAACUAUUGUUAAAAACUGUUCUUUUUGAAUAUCAAAAGUGGCUUUUCAAAAAUUAUCUAUCACUGAUAAGAAUGUUUUUAUAAUUAAUAUAUUUCUUGUUUCACAGAGACAAUCAAAAUAAUGUAGAAAGAAUGUCAAUAAAAAUUUAUAAGGAAUUUAAAG
This is a messenger RNA of Lymnaea stagnalis (great pond snail), 4148 nucleotides long. The record is from the annotation of a GenBank genome assembly. NCBI's taxonomy places the organism in Eukaryota, Metazoa, Mollusca, Gastropoda, Lymnaeidae.